Molecule: messenger RNA, 2703 nt
Organism: Arctia plantaginis
Lineage: Eukaryota; Metazoa; Arthropoda; Insecta; Lepidoptera; Erebidae
Source: the annotation of a GenBank genome assembly
AUGCUUACGCCAUGUUACGACGAGGUGCUAGCCAUCAACGACAAAGUAGUUCUCCGCGCAGACGACCUCCUCAGCUGGAUUUGCACCGGCGAGGAGUGGCACUGGGGGCUCCGCGCUGUGUGGCGCGGAGCCUGCGCCCCACCCGCCGAUCCCCAACACACUUCGCCACUGCACCACACUAAGCUUGACUUCAGUGAUGUAGACUCUGAGAAGAACGCAAUAGCUAUCGAUGCAGAUGCACCUGGCGUAGUAGUGUUCUCCUAUCCGCGGUACUGCCGCUACCGUGCGCUGCUAUCCAGGCUUGAAGGUAUCCAAGCAGACUGGCUGCGAGACUCGCUGGUGGCCGCCCUGGGAGGAUACGCAGCGGCUACUAAUAACACAAGAAUAUUAUAUUGUAAGGACACCUUCGAGUAUCCCGAGCUGGAAGGUCACGAGUUCGUCUGCAAUCACUUAGCCCCUCGGCUGAAAGGGAGGCCUCGAGGCCGGAGGAAACGCGCGCUCCACUCACCAUCACCGGACCGGACAGAUCGCUCUGCCACGGAGUCACCGCCAGCGUUAUCACCCCCAACUCCUCGCCGCCUCUCCUUACGGAACGGCGCCCCAGAGAAGCAAAGCGAAGACGAAGAAGACGAUUGUAAGAGAGUAGAGGAGACGGCAGACGACCGCGCGUUCCUGCAGCAGCUGAAGGAGUUUUAUAAACAAAAAAAUGAGAACUUUGACAUGGGCGCUAAUACCCUCAAACAUUUGUCUCUGCGCGCGCUGUACGUGGGCGUGCGCGCGCGCGGCGGGUACGGCGCCGCGUGCCGCCGCCGCCACUGGCGCGCCCUCGCGCCGCACGCGCCCGCCGCCGCCAGGAAGCACUACGAGAGAUACCUCCUGCCGUUCGAAAACCACGAACGUCGAAACGGCUUAGUCGUCUUCAAGAUAAACGGCACAGUUGACCCUGAACCGCAGACCAUAGCCACGAUAGACGUCACAGACUCCCCACUCCGGGAGGACGACGUCACCGAAAAGAUCCUCCGCACUCCAUCACCGAAACCAGAAAAAUAUAACUUCGACAUCGAAGCAUCGAAAGACGAAAUCAUCACUUCAAAGAACGCGGAAGAAUUGAACAGAGAGUUCUUAGAGUCUCUGCCUAAAGAAGAGAAGUUGAUGAAGAUUUCGGUGAAGCCGGUGGAGAAGCUCAUCGAGCCGGUGAAGCUGCAGGAGGAGAACGCGAUGGACCUGAAGUGUGUUGGAGGGGUGGCCAAGAGUGAGGAUGUUAAGAACAUAAAUCAGCGGCUGGUCAGCGAUUUGUGUCAGCUACCCAAAUUAGGAGAUCCACCUCGACUGCCCCCGCCACUGAACGGGCACACCUCAUCACCUGCUGUGGAUUUGAAGUCAGUUCGGCCAUCUGUCCCAGCGGGGCGCAGCUCCCUCCGAGCUGUGAGGGUGAAACCAGGCCGGCCGCAUGCCUCCACGCCUAACCCGCUAAGACCGGACUCAGCAUCAACCUCUCCUCCUCUAUCAGCCCCUAGCUCGCUGUCGUCGACCCCCCUGCCAUGUCUCCCCGCGCCCCCCACGAGUACAGCGCCCAUCACCAACUUCGGCAUCCACCACCCCCCACCACCUCAGCAACACAGCGAUGAUGAUAUUGUGGAGGUGCCCUACAAACCUAAAACACCAGAAAUCAUCGACCUGGACGAAUACCCAGAAAGUCCACAAGCGGUCAAGAAGAAAAAACUAGACAUCCUCAAGGAAAGAGGCCUCGAAGUCACCGCCAUCCCCGCCUGGAACCCGAUACCUCCUAUGAUGAACACCCCCAUGAUCUUCAACCCAGCCAUGCAGCACCAGAUCAUGACACAAGCCCAAAUAUUCCAAAUGUACAACAUUAUACCACCAAACUAUGGUAACGGAUUACAACCUCCAAAAGUAGUCCAAGGUUCCUCAAUCUUUGGAACCGCAGGUCCAGAGAAAACCGUCUAUGGAAACCCAAAAGACCCCUUCAUGCCACCACCUCACGUUCUACAUGGAGCUCCAGUCAAACCCUUGAGAAAUAUACCCCCCACUAAUGCAACCCCUCAAGAUAUCCUCGACCUAACCUGUAAAUCUACCAGUCCUCCUGCCCAAAAACCAGCUGUGGAAAUCUUAAGGGUAUCCUGUCCAUCACCUAAGCUUGCUGCUCAAAAUUUGUCCAAAAAUUAUACUUUAGUAGACGGCAAAGCCGUGGUCGGUUCUAAUCAACUAGAAAUAACCUUAGUCAAUAAAGCUCACAGUCCAAACAAAACAGGCCCAAGACCUCCCCAGAAGAGAUCCUCAAACGGCAAGUUCAUGUCCACGAAAACAUCAACUCCUCCCAAAGAAUACCCAAAAUACUCCAGCCCUUCUCAAGCUGCGAACAUCCAAAAAAAAUCUCCAAUCACCAUUCCUAGCUACCAAAUCAGAGACGACUCCCCUCCAGCAGGAUCCACCCAAAAACCUUCAAACCCUUUACUGUACAAGGGUCAGAAUUUACCCCUAGCACAAAUAAUGGACCUUCAGAAAGGUACUGGACCUAUGAAUUCCUUUAUAGACCCAUACACCGUUGCUUUAUAUAGUAGUUUAGCUGGCCAGAUGGACCAGAGGCAACUGGCCAUGUACAGGGACCUAAUGGCGAACCAAAUGAGGGGGUACCCUGGACUCCUCAACUUGGGGGUGUCAAAUACGCCUACAACGAAGAAUUAG